This is a messenger RNA of Chlorella variabilis, 153 nucleotides long. RefSeq lists its product as hypothetical. NCBI's taxonomy places the organism in Eukaryota, Viridiplantae, Chlorophyta, Trebouxiophyceae, Chlorellales, Chlorellaceae. The transcript has a single exon. The record is from RefSeq and is a predicted model, not a curated record. The annotation marks the transcript as partial.
CUCGACCUCCCCAGCUUCCUCGGCAGCGGCGGCGCCGCGGUGCCGCCGCUGCUGUACGCCGACGACAUGGUCCUGCUGGCCACCUCAGCGGCCGGGCUGCAGCGGCAGCUAAACCUGCUCCAGCAGUACUGUGUUACAGUCACCCCGCUAUGA